CACACCCACUGGAUCAAACCAUGUUUUGCCGUAUUUAAAAGUUGAAGUCAAUUUCCACUACAGCUAUCUACACGCGCUCUUCCAAGUUCAGUUUACUAAAAAGCUUGUUGAGUAAAUUAGCUCAGUAACCUGGCUUCAGCGACCACCAGGCCACACUUCGAGGAAAGAUGUCUACCAUCCGAUUUGGAUCAACUUGUAGUCCUUCGAAGACUACUCUAGCUGAGACAUUGCCACGCUGGAACGAUGAAGGGGAGAAGGCUGAUCCAGAAGAUGCCUGUGAUCCAAAUAAACUCCUUCAGUGUCCAUACGACAAGAACCAUCAGAUCCGUGCCUGCCGCUUUCCAUACCAUUUGAUCAAGUGCAGCAAAAACCACCCUAAACUGGCCAGUGAAUUAAAAACGUGCCCUUUCAACGCCCGCCACCUGAUGCCCAAGCAUGAGCUUUCACACCACAUUGCUAACUGUGUUGACAGAAUAUCUGUGAAUGCAGAAGACUUGGGCAGCGCUGAGGUGCAGAGCAAAUGGCAGGUACCUGUUAGCACCUGGACGAACACCAACUGUGAUGAGGACUGGGAUAAAGAAGCUGAUAUUUCUUCGGUGCCUUUCGUAUGGGGAGUGUCCACAAACCUGAUCAGUCAGAACAGGACUGAGCCAUGCACUACAAAUAAUCUUACUCCUGGACUCCGAGCUCCAAGAACUCUGCCCUGGAAAAUGUGACUGACAAAGGGCAGAAUGAAAGACAAAAGUUGGAAGUCAAGAGGCUAUCUUGCAGUUAAGUUUUAUAUCAUAGAUGCAUGUUUUAUUAUCUCACUUUGACUUGAUUAUGGACACAUUUGAGAAAUCCCAUUUUGUUUUACUAUAAAUGCAUGCUUUGUAACCUAACCUUAGACAUGGUGAUUGGGGUUUGUGUCCCCUUUUUUGUUAUUAAAAGGCUUUUUUGCAGAAGUGUUUCCCUAUACUAACUCUGCAUGUAGGCUGUUGAUGUACUGUAUGUUCCUGAUGCCCUACUGCAGAUGAAUAUAUUCUCACUGUAUUGCACAUAUCAGAUAUCUUCAAGAUGCUCAUUAUGCUGACUGUAAAGUUGAUUUAGCCUCAUAAUGAAUCUUGCUUUGAUCUUU
Oncorhynchus gorbuscha (pink salmon) is the source of this 1117-nucleotide messenger RNA. RefSeq lists its product as uncharacterized. The transcript has 8 exons. Bases 168 to 716 code for a protein of 182 amino acids. NCBI's taxonomy places the organism in Eukaryota, Metazoa, Chordata, Actinopteri, Salmoniformes, Salmonidae. The record is from RefSeq and is a predicted model, not a curated record.